Messenger RNA from Dentiscutata erythropus, 4545 nucleotides. Lineage: Eukaryota; Fungi; Glomeromycota; Glomeromycetes; Diversisporales; Gigasporaceae. The record is from the annotation of a GenBank genome assembly.
GCACUCCAUUGUAUUUGUAACGAACUGGAGUUAUUAAGUUAUACUCAAGGUACAAUGGGGCCUAAACCCAUUAAUUCUAAACCUGUAGGUCAAACUAUAGGGAAAUACCAAUUAGGUGAAUGUCUUGGAAAAGGUGCUGUUAGUUCGGUAUAUAGAGCUUUGAAUUGGGAAACUGGAGAAGCUGUUGCUGUCAAACAGGUUAAGCUUAGUAGUAUAGCGAAAUCAGAAUUGACAUUUAUAAUGACCGAGAUUGAGUUAUUAAAGAACCUUAACCAUCCAAAUAUCGUAAAAUAUAAAGACUAUGUCAAAUCAAAAGAGCAUUUGAAUAUCAUCUUAGAAUUUUGCGAAAAUGGAUCUCUACAUAACAUUUGCAGAAAAUUCGGAAAGUUUCCUGAAAACCUCGUCGCUGUAUAUAUUAAACAAGUUUUGGAAGGUUUACGUUACUUACAUGAUCAAGGCGUUAUACAUCGAGAUAUUAAAGGUGCAAACAUCCUAGCAACUAAGGAAGGUCUUGUGAAACUUGCGGAUUUUGGAGUUGCAACGACGAAAAGUGAUGCGAAUGUUGUUGGUUCACCAUAUUGGAUGGCUCCUGAAAUAAUUGAAUUGUCAGGUGCAACAACUUCUUCAGAUAUUUGGAGUGUUGGGUGUGUAGUUGUUGAACUUUUGGAGGGAAAACCUCCAUAUCACCACCUCGAUCCUAUGCCUGCUCUUUUUCGAAUAGUUCAGGAUGAACAUCCUCCGUUGCCAGAAACUGCAUCACCUGUGGUUAAGGACUUUCUAAUGCAAUGCUUUCAAAAGGAUAGUAAUCUUAGAGUUUCAGCUAAAAAAUUACUUAAACAUCCUUGGAUAAUUAGUAUUCAAAAAAAGAGCGGUGACACUUUACAACAACCAAAAGUACCAACAGAAUAUGCAGAAGCUGUAAAAAGUGUACAAGAAUGGAAUGAGGCUUUAAAAAGUGCAAAAUUCAAGCCUUCAUCACCAUCUCAUCGGCGCAGAAGAAGCGAGUCUUUAAGAUUAACAGCUACUAUGCCGACAAAAUUAUCAAGGCAUCAAUUUCACCACAAUUCACCUUUUGGUAAUAAUAAUUCACCAUUAUUGUCUGCAUCUCCACCAAAAAUGCCAGAUUGCACACCGCAAGUCGAGAAUUGUGAUAUGCCUGAAGACGAAGGAGAUAAUUGGGACGAUGAUUUUGUGGAUUCAAUACCUUUCGCAAAAAUUGCGGAUAUACAAAGUAAACAAUCGAACCAUAAGUCAUCCGAUGAAGAUGAUGCACAAACAAUUCGGCCAAUUCUACUUAAAAAUGGACGAGAUAAAAGUAAAAAAUUAUUGGCGUCUCGUGAUGAUAAAGAUAAUAAACUAUUUGAGAAAAACCCUCUAGAUAGUAAAGAGGAUAAUAUUCAAAAGAAAACGCCACGAAAUAAAAGUUCCAAACAGCAGGAAAGGAUCCUUCGAGAAAAAAAACAUCAAGAAAUAGCCACAAAUAAUAAAGAACCAGAGAAAGAAAAAUUAGAGAGAAUUGCAGAUGAUGUAAUUGAGAAUAAGUCUGAAGAAAAGAAUAAUGGCUGGGAAUCCAUGCAGGAUACUGUUAUUCAUAUAAAAUUAAAAAAUUUAAACAAAUUAAAUAACAUAGAAGACACCAAAGUGUCGCUGGCCAAACCACCACUUGUUUCACCAACUGCCAAAUUCAUAGAUUCAUCAAAGAAUAAUAAAACUAGACCAGAAAAUCCAGCAUUAAAAUCGAUAAUUAAACAUCAUACUCGCGCUCAUAGUGCCAAUUCUAUACCAAGUCCAAUUAAUUCUUCUCAGAACGGAACAGAUGUCAGGGGCAGUAGACCACUCCCACCAUUGCCAACACACAAAUCGACAUCGUCGACGGUAUCUGCGACAGCAACCAGUCUACCAUCGAGAAGAACUAACUUGUUUCAGCCGGUGUCUCAGAUCGAAAUGUCUCCAAAUCAGCAAGCUUUUAAUAGAGUUCUUCCAAUAUUGUCCCCUGAGGGAAAUCAAGAAGAUUCACAAAAUUCAAAUGAAAUUCAACAAUAUUAUGAAUCAGAUGAUGAUGAUUAUAAUAAAGCAUUUGGUGAAGAUGAAGAAGACGGGUUUAAUAAUACGUUGAAAUUAAACACACUGCUUUCAAGUAAUAGCUGGCUUGGAAACGACAAUAGUGAUGAAGAUGACCCUUUUGCUGAGAUGGAGGAAAAUUUUGAUGAAAUGGAUAUAAAUGUACAUAUUGCCAGAGAUAAGUAUGCGCGCGCUUGUUCGCGAUUGGAAGAGCUAAUCAAUGCUUUACAUCCUAAUGAAAGCGAGGAUCGAUUGGUAAUCUCAUGUGUUCAGAUAAUUGAUUUAUUGACGGAACAUAAAGAGCUUAAAAACCAUUUUAUCAUCUUUCAUGGUGUAAUUCCAAUCAUAGAAAUGCUAGAAAUAUGUUCAUAUGCAAGCGUUCUUUCAAGAUUACUCAAAAUAGUUAAUAUUAUUAUUGCAAGUAACAUUAAUCUUCAAGAGAAUCUCUGUCUUGUGGGUGGAAUACCCGUUAUUAUGAACUUUACUUCGAAACGAUAUCCUUAUGAAAUUCGUGUAGAAGCUGCAAUAUUUAUACGUCAGAUUUGUCAUACUUCACCUGUUAUUCUUCAAAUGUUUAUUUCUUGUCGAGGUUUAAAAGUUCUUGUCGAAUUUUUACAAGAGGAUUAUACCGAACAUAAGGAAUUAGUAUGGAUAGCGGUGAAUGGAAUAUAUGGAGUAUUUGAACUCCAGAGUCCAACUCCAAAAAAUGAUUUUUGUAGAUUACUGGCGAAAAAUGGAUUAUUGGACCCAUUAGCUGUCAUGCUUCAUCACGUAAUUUCGGAUAAGGAUCCAUCGGCUGGUGUAUAUGUAGAGAGAAUCGUUAAUAUAUUUUUAAUGUUCUCACAGGGUGAUGCAUAUGUUAAAGAAGUCAUGGCAACACGGACAAGGAUUGUCACUAAAAUAUUUGAUAAUUUGGACAAAUUACCACCAAACCUUAUUGUAGCGAUGCUUAAAUGUAUAAAGAAUAUUUCAAUGAAUUCAAAUACUUUAGAAGCUUUACAAAAAGCAAAAGCAAUUCAAGUUCUUACUGCAAUCUUAGACAAACAAGGACCACCUUAUGUGACUGAAAUUUCAAAUCAAGUACUUAACACAAUGUUUAAUCUUUGUCGAAUUAAUAAAUCAAGACAAGAAGAAGCUGCCAAGGUUGGAAUUAUUCCCCAUUUAAAAUAUUUUGCAUCUAACAAAACACCUCUUAAGCAGUUUGCAUUACCAAUACUUUGUGACAUGGCCCAUACUGGACAAGUUUGUAGAGAUUUGUUAUGGAAGCAUAAUAUUUUACAACUUUAUCUUGAUUUAUUAGUUGAUCCUUUCUAUCAGGUGAAUGCUUUAGAAGCUAUUCUUGCAUGGAUCCAAGAAGAAACAUCAAAAGUUGAAUCCGUACUUCUUUUACCCAAAAAUAUUGAACUUAUUUUGGAAGCGUUCAUUAUGGCUAAGGCGAAUUCAUUUGAGAAUAUCCUGGAACCAUUGCAUAUAAUUACUCAAUUAUCAACAUCUAUCGCCUUUGCACUUGCACAGCCAAAAUUCUUUAAGCGUCUAUUACACCGACUUGGACAUCCAAAACCUGUCGUAAGACUAAAUUUAUUAAGAAUAUUAAGAUCUAUAUGUGAUGUACACCCACAGCGUGAAGCUAUAGCUGAACGAUAUGGAUUAUUUGAGAUCACUUCUCGUAUGAGCAGAGAAGAUCCUGCUGUGUUAAUACGAGAACUUGCAAGAGAGAUUUUAUCCCAAGGAUACUUUUCUACUUCAAUAACAAAGAAAAACUCUAAUAAUGAAAUAGCAACUAACAAAAAAGAACCUAGAAUAAUAGAAGAAAAUGAUACUAAUCUCAGUGAUAUAGAAGAUAAUGAUGCUCGAGAUGACAUUUCAUUGCAGGAAGAUAUCAGAUCUCGAAGACGUGCAUUAUCAUCACCUCCAUCAUCAUAUACACCUUCUACUUUAAGAUCAACUACACAACGCCCGUUAUCAGUGAAACAUCGAAUGUCUUGGUCAUCACAAAUACCAGUUCCAAAUACAACUAACGUCGAAGAUUCAACCACUGAAACAUCAACAAACACACUUAAUGAAAACGAGUCAAGACUUCAACAAAUAAGUUCAACCUCAAACACAUCUACAGCAUCAUUGGAUUCAUCAUUACCAUUUCCAUAUCAACAUAUAAGAAAACGUGAUAGCUCUAGAAAGAUCAGGGCAUUAUCACAUAAUCGAAGUUAUAACAGCCAAAAUAUUAAUUCAAAUGAGAUUGCGGAACACUACCAAAAUCGUGAAAGUCAUUCUACUAUAAAUUUAAGUUCGAGUGGCAUGAAAAAUGUAAGUGCAGCAGGAAGCAUGAACGGAUCAGUUAACAGUUCCUUUUCUAAAUCUUCACAUCCUGGUGGUGUGUUAGGUUGGUUGAAAAGGAGGGUUAGUAAGGAUGGUAGUGCGUUGGGAAAACCCGGAAAAACAAAGGGUAUUAAGAAAGCAAAUUCGAAAACAGCAGUUGUAUUUUAG